AUGGAGUACCCGCCGCAGUACCAACAGCCUCAUGGCCAACAUCCUCAUGCUUCCUCACAUAUUCCCGGUCCCUACCAAGCUGCUCCUCCGAACGCUGGCCCCCCGGUUGGGUCUAUGGCGUCGCCGACCAACGCGCAGCCACCGAUGCAGCAGACUCAUUCCGCCCAUCAGACUUCACCCAUUCUCCCUUCCCAACAACAUUACCAACAAGCUCAGAAUGGCCCCGGCGCCGUUCACCAGCAGAUGAACUUCCCCCAGGGUUACGGCGUGACUGCGCCGAUGCCCCAAACAUAUGGCAUCUCGCCCACGCAGGCUGCCGCUAUGGCUACCGCGGCUGCCUCCGGACAGUUCUAUCCUCUUCACCAGGAUUCCAUGGCUGGACAGAUGGCCCAGGGCUCACGAGGGUCGCCGCGCAUGGCGUCUGGUGUGAUGAAGCAAGACCGCAACCCUCGCUCACCGCCCCAAAUGCCCGGACAAAUGCCACCGAUGGGCACCGGCGUCCCCAUGGCGCCGAACUCCCAGAUACAGCAGCGUCGGAUGAGCCACGUCGGUAGCCCAGGAGUUCAAAGUGCACAGCCGGUCCUCAACCACGUCGGUCGUCCCUCAGUCGCUCCCCCGGGAGCGCCUCAGCCCAUGGCCCAGGGCCACUCAUCACCAGAAAUGGUGGCUGGCAACAACCAAGAGGAGUCCCCGCUGUAUGUCAACGCCAAGCAGUUCCACCGUAUCUUGAAGCGUCGUGUCGCGCGCCAGAAGCUCGAGGAGCAGCUCCGUCUUACGUCUAAGGGUCGUAAGCCGUAUCUGCAUGAGUCGCGUCACAACCACGCGAUGCGCCGACCUCGUGGUCCAGGUGGUCGCUUCUUGACUGCCGACGAAGUCGCCGCCAUGGAGAAGAAGGCUGCUGAAGGAGGCGAAGACCUCGGUGAUGUCUUGAAGGGCGAGAACGGCUCCGCCCAAAAGCGGAAGUCAAGCGAAGUUAAUGACGAGAACGUUAACCCCAAGAAGACCAAGACAAGUGCCAGUGCCGAUGGCAGCGAGCAAGAAUCUGCCGAGCCGUCGGAUGAGGAUGGUUGA
Penicillium argentinense is the source of this 1071-nucleotide messenger RNA. RefSeq names its product CCAAT-binding transcription factor subunit HAPB (gene hapB). The record is from RefSeq and is a predicted model, not a curated record. Gene Ontology annotation, biological process: regulation of transcription by RNA polymerase II. NCBI's taxonomy places the organism in Eukaryota, Fungi, Ascomycota, Eurotiomycetes, Eurotiales, Aspergillaceae. The transcript has a single exon. Gene Ontology annotation, molecular function: RNA polymerase II cis-regulatory region sequence-specific DNA binding; DNA-binding transcription factor activity, RNA polymerase II-specific. Gene Ontology annotation, cellular component: CCAAT-binding factor complex. The coding region runs from base 1 to 1071 and encodes 356 amino acids.